CUUCGCCCGUCAGUCGUGAAGUUCAUCGUUCAACCUGCAGACGUGUUUUCUCGUUACGCGCGCCUAUACGUUCAAUCCCGCGAAGUGCUCGGCUCAAUCAUUACUGAGACUGGGACCUGGGGGCCAGUUAGCGGUAGCGCUGGCCGUUGUUGCGUUGUGUUGUAUGGUAGCCGUAGCAGCUCCGAGUAAGUCAGUCAAUGGUAGCACAGGGCGUUGGCAAUACAAGCACCUCAGUAUAGUGUGGUAUGGUGGAAGUGACCGACAUUUGCUGGGGGUUCGAAGCCCAGGGAGAAAAGAAGACCAGGGCCCUUUCGCGUUUUCACGGCCCUAUUAGGCGCAAGUUUUAACCAAUGUUGGCGAAAUGGAGCAGAAUCUUAUCGGAGACGGCUGAGAUAGAUAGCGAAACUUGCUGAUAAGCUGGCUGGUGUGUGUAUAGUUCCAAGUGGAAUAACGUAAAAAAUCAAUAAAAUACAGGUGAAUGAAUAAGCAUUGACCGUGCUGUUGGGCGCAGACUGGCUUGCAUUGUGAAUUUCAACACGCACUCCCGCGGAAAUUGUGCAACAGUGAUUUGAGAAAAUAGUUUAGAAAAUAAAAGUUUAUUGUUAGGUGCAUGGCUAGCAGUUUUUUCAAGUUUACGCAUGGAAAACUUCGGAAGAAAAGUGAAUGGAAGGUCUGAUUCAAGUCCGUUAUAUCCCACGAUGAAUAAUGCAACAAAAGCCAGCAAACCGUGAGAGUAGGGCUGGAAAUUAAUCCACUGGUUCAACGAAUAGAUUCAUAAUCGCAGAAGAUUACUCAUCGAUGUCCAUCGUACACUACCGAGAAUUUUAUGAAUGAGCUAGCCAACCCAGAGAACGACCUCAAUUAACGCUCACUUCUAUGCAUCAGAAUCUUCGUAGUGACACAUGCGUCACACCUGACGGGGGGCAAUAAGGCAAUACGUGAUAACGUGACAGUGGAAUCCGAAGUGGUGUUGAAUUAGUGAACCGAUACCUGCGCUCUCGUAGAACGACCGGAAUGUGACUAAUAGAUUCACCGUUGUGUUAUCGUUGCUUGUUUUAAAUAUCUAAGUUAGUGUUCUGUCGCGCAUUCAAUAGCCAGCUGCCCGUAGCUGCCGAGUUACUAUUGUUGCGAAACAUAAACAGUGAUAUCACCUUGAAACUUGUUAUAAGAAUAGUAGUGCGCCAAGUAAUAACAACGUGAGAAAAUACUACGAAUACUCAUUGCUCCAUCGUCGUCGCUGGGGCGCGCACCUAAACACGCAAAGUGGGCUAAACGGGGGUGAAUCAUACCGCACAAUUACGUUCCAACCACACCGGCAAUAACAGUUUAUAGUGUAGUGAGUCGCAAACACCCAGUCUUGUGGAUGGUGCCAUCGAAUCGACAAAUGUGUUGCACUGCUGUUACUGCUGCAACCCGUUUCGCGCAUUUCAAGAAUGGCUUUAAAUACCGGCUGCGAGGCAGCAAAGCGUUACCAACAAUCGAACCAUUCGGCUAAGGCUACCAACAGCAGUUGGUACGCCCAAGGUGGUUGUAGUGUUCGGAAAAAAUGUGUUCAUCUGAGUUCCAACAUCGGUGGUGCGGGGGUUCACGGGAAGACUUACGUGCUUUUGCUAUGCGCUACGGUGUACGUGAGUUUAGCCAGCGGACAGUACCACACGACUCGCGAUCCACGAUGGUAUUCUCGUGAAGGAGACUACAGCUACCAUCUACCUAACCCAGGAGAUCCGGAUUACAGAACCUACACCUAUAACAAUCGACGGUAUGGAUACUACCAACCGAAUGGAUACGGUCAACAGUAUCCAGGCCAAAACUUACCGGGUCAGUAUCCGCAAAACACUGGCCUCGGAGAAGAUCGAUUCAAGUAUGAUCCGACCAACCCAAACAACGUCCAGACGCCGUUCCCGGGUGUGCUCGGUGGUUGGCGCGACGAUCUGCAGGGUAAACUGCGUCGGGACUCCAUCCAACUGGAUCGAGAUGUAUUUGUGACGACUAACUACGGUCAGGUGCAGGGCUUCAAGGUGCAUAUGUACGACAGUCCCGAUCCGAAGUCGUUCUUUCGACCUUGGCACAGCCCUGUCGAUCGGGUUAUGGGCACCUGUUCGACGUUCUUGGGUAUCCCGUAUGCACUGCCUCCGACAUUUGAGGGACGGUUUAAGCCUCCGCGACCACACAGGGGAUGGCAGUUGCUGCAAGCGGUAGACUAUGGACCGGCGUGUCCACAACCUGUCCAGUACACCGGAGCUACCAAGGGAAUCCGCGAUAUGGAUGAAGACUGCCUGUAUCUGAAUGUGUUCUCACCGAACACUCAAUCCGGUGUUGCUCAACGGUUUCCUGUGAUGAUCUACAUCCACGGCGGUGAGUUCGUUCGCGGGGCUUCGAAUGUGUUUCCAGGGCACAUGCUGGCCGCAUUUUACGAAGUCGUGGUCGUCACGUUUAACUACCGUCUAGGUGCACUCGGAUUUCUCUCCACGGGUGAUGAGAAUUCUCCGGGCAACUACGGUAUCCUAGACCAGAUCAUGGCGGUUCGCUGGGUGUACGACAACAUAGAGGCCUUCAAUGGGGACCGGAAUUCGAUAACAUUGUUCGGACCGGGUGCGGGAGCUGCGUCCUCCGGAUUGCUGAUGGUGGCGCCCCAAACUAAGGACAUUGUUACUCGCGUCAUAGCACAAUCCGGAGCUGCAGUUGCUGACUGGGCACUGAUCGUGGAUAAGUAUCGAGCGCAGAAUACGAGUCGAGUUUUCGGUCAAAUGGUUGGAUGCUCGAUCGAAACUUCGUGGAAAUUGGUCAACUGUAUGCGACAAGGACGAAGCUUCUUUGAGCUGGGGAACGCAGAGUUUGCUCCACAUGUUGGACUGUUCCCGUGGGGACCGGUUCUGGACAUCAAUUUCACCUUCCCGGGCGACGAAUGGUACGAGGGAUGGAGGGAAAGAGAUUGGCAUUUCCUGGCUCAAACUCCUGAAGAGCUCAUCAAAAAAGGACACUACAAUCGUGGGUUACACUACAUGAGUGGUGUGACCUUACAGGAGGCUGCUUUCGUCAUCUCUCAGAAUGAGUCGUUGGCUCCAUACUACGAAGUUGAUCAAAAGUUUUUCGAGCAGAAAGUGUGGGAGCUGGUCUACCGGUAUAACUACACAUUGAAUCUGAAUGGCACGUACGAAGCCAUUAAAUAUAUGUACACCCAUUGGCCAGAUCCUAGAAACACAACCUACAUAAGAGAGCAAUACAUCAAUCUUCUCUCGGAUUUCCUCUACCGUGCUCCGGCAGACAAGAUGACCAAACUCCUGGUUGAGCGACGUGUUCCAGUCUACAGCUACGUUAUGAAUACCACCAUCGAAGGACUUAAGCUUCCCGAAUGGCGAAAGGUCCCUCAUGACAUCGAGCAUUACCUGCUAACGGGAGCACCAUUUAUGGACGUGGAGUUCUUCCCCCGGAAGGCUCGUCUCGAUAGACUACAGUGGACCGAUAACGACCGCAACAUGAGCCACUUCUUCAUGAAAACGUUUUCGGACUUUGCACGCUACGGUAAUCCAACGCCUCAACAAGUCCUUGGACUGUUUUUCGAGCCGGCCAGGAAUGGUGAGCUAAAGUAUUUGAACUUGAACACCACGUAUAACUCUUCGAUUAGAAUGAACUUCCGGCAAACGGAAAGUGCCUUCUGGACGCAGUACAUUCCAACGGUGGUCGGAGUAAUGGUGCCAACGUAUCCACCCACCACGGAGUUCUGGUGGGAACCGAAGGAACCGCUGCAGAUCGCCUUCUGGAGUAUGUCCGCUGCGUGUCUGCUGUUGAUCGUCCUGGUAGUUAUAUGCUGCAUACUGUGGCGAAACGCAAAGAGACAAUCUGACCGUUUCUACGACGAUGGUGUUUUCGUGGUAGACAAUCCAGAAUCUGAACGUGACGUGGGUAUCGACAACAACGUCCUGCAAGCCCAGCCUCUUCGAACGCGGGACAACAUCUACGAGUACCGUGAUUCUCCGACGAAAUACAAAUAUCCACCAACCGACGCUUCUUCGAUACGGGCACCCAGCUCCCUCGCGAUGACCCAAACCACUGCCAAGUCGAUCUCCGGAAGUCAAAGCUCGCUGCGUAGUGCCAUUUCGAUGAAGGAAUCGACCAACAUUAGCCCCAUUCCCAGGUCCGAGUCGAACUUUGACCGGAAUAUCAAGUACGCCGAACGGGGAGUGGACACCGAAAUCAACAAAAAUGGCAGAUAUCCCCGCACGGAUUCCAGGGGAGCCCUUAGUGAUACGAAAUCGAGGGAGUUUUCCGCCAGCACACCGAUCGAGCCGGCUCCGAGAUCUCAACAACCGACGUCGCAACCGGCCAGCCGGGGUGCCAGCCGAGCCGGGUACGAUCGCAGCAACAAUGCAAGUCGAACGAAUUUAAUCGAAGGAAUUCCACAGACCGAAGUUUAGGUGGUAAGAAAUGGUGAGAUGAUAUACGUAAGGUUAACGUUAAGUUUAGAAUAGUUCAAGUGUAACGAAGUUUACCAGUUACAAAAUGCCACGCGUCCCCAUCACAAAACAAAACGACCUUGAUAAUCGCAACAUAUCAGGUUAGGUACGUUAUUAAAAAGAGCAGACAACGCUGCUCUAGUUUUAAGACAAUCGAAGCCGUACUGUAGUAAGUUUACAACAAAAAAAUCUACAAUAGAUUGAAGUAGUCGGAUAAGUGAAACGAAAGCACCAAGUGCCUUGAAUUUUAGGUUAGGUUUAGGAAACGAUCAAUUCAUCGAUGCUCGUUGAGGCUGGGUUACAAUUGAUUUCUAUAUUCAGGGUGACCAGUAUGGUGCGGCUUACUUUUUAAAAAGUUGUUGAAGCCUGGAAUUCGUAUGCUCCUCUGGAUUCAAUUCACAUAAAAAGAGAAACCUCUGAGUUUCAGCCAAAUAGGGUGGGGCGGGGCAAGAUGGGUCACCUAAGGAUGGAUCACCAUAACUUAGUAAAUACAAAUCCUAUUGGUUUGUAUUCGUCCGCUACUAUUUAAUACACUAGUAAGCUAUGCUAAAAGUCGAUAAAAAGUUCAUUAAAUACAAAAAAUGAUGUUGAACAAGCAGUUUUAAAAAGUGAUCGAUUUUGAGCCGUGAAAAAAAUGCGGGGCAAGAUGGGUCACUCUCUCUCUCUCUCUUAUUGGCGUAACGUCCUCAUUGGGACAAAGCCUGCAUCUCAGCUUAGUGUUCUAUGAGAACUUCCACAGUUAUUAACUGAGAGCUUCCUCUGCCAAUGACCAUUUUGCAUGCGUAUAUCGUAUGGCAGGCACGAAGAUACUCUAUGUCCAUGGAAGUCAAGGAAAUUUUCUUUACGAAAAGAUCCUGGACCGACCGGGAAUCGAACCCGUCAUCCUCAGCAUGGUCAUGCUGAAUACCCGUGCGUUUACCGCCUCGGCUAUAUGGAUCACCUUUUAAGUAAUUCACAUUUUCUCAACGAAAAAUGUCAAAAUAUAAGUUUUGUUCCGCAUUCAUAUAUGCUCCAUAUCCAUACUGAGUGAACAAGAGCUACUAGUAAACAUUUUAUAAAUUUAUUUGGAAUAUAAAAAACUUUACGAUUUGAGUGGUCCUAAGGCGACUUGAAAAUCGAUGUUUUCAAUCAAAAAUUAUCAUAAUUUUAUGUUAUAAUUUUGAGCGUUCAUUCCGCUUGAUUGAAGUCAUUUAUGAGAUAGUCUUGUAAGACCAAGCCCACUCGUGGGCUUAAUACUACACACGCAACAGCACGUCGUUAACGAUUUUUAAUUUCGUUAUCAACCCAUUUUCGCACCGGUCGUUCGUUUCCAUGUGAGUAAAAUAAUGAUCGGUCGCCUUUGCGCACCGGUGGUCUCUAUUCUCUCCGUACCAUCGGUUUUUUGCACUUCUGUAAAUCAUCGCAAUAUUUUGUGUAUUUCUAUGGGGUUAUUGCAAAUUUUAUUCAGUAUAAUAAUUUGUGCUCAUAUUAUGAAAGAUGGGGUUUUGGAUAAGACUGAAAACUGUUAGUAAAAAUUGAAUUCAAAUAAAUAAUUCCCUUGGAGAUUUGUAUCAGUAUUGGUGCGUUUAAAGAUAUCAUUUUCUCAAUAAUUUAUGAUUGUAUUUAAUCCCGGAAUUCAAGAAAUCUUUUUUUAAAUUAUAUGUUUGUUGCUUACUGUAUGACUGGUAGGUUAAAUUUUUAUCUAAAAUAAUAUCCAUCUCUUCAAUAUUCAUGUUGCCUUUGUCGCAAGAAAUUUAUCUGAAUUUGAGAUUAUGAGCAUCUUUUUUAUUAAUUAGGUUUAUUGAAUAAUUACAUCCCUUGCAUUUCCAACACAUUUAUAACGUAGUUGCCUCUUUUACAACUUCGCGUAGGUCAAGAUUCUUGAAUCCUGGUCAUAGUAGAAGCUGUCUUCUAACAGUCUGCGAUAAGUUUUCGCAACCUUUUUUCAUUAACGUGUAUUUUAACAUCAGCUAAUUCUAUACUCAGUCACAACCUUUUAGUUACAAAGCAUCACUCGCAAAUCUUAAUAUAUAUUGCGAUCUUUUGGAUGCUGUAUAUGAAUAUUUUGUUGGAAGCAGAUUCUAUGCGCUUGCAGUAGACUGCGUAUUUGUCAAAGUACAUAAUGGGCCUACUCUCCUUUUUGGCACUUCAUACAACAAUUGUUGUAUUUUAACCGUUAUGUGGCCGGCAAACUUUUUGCUUUUUUCUACACCGUGUAUUUUAAAUGGGUGCUAGGUACCCGGGUACCCUGCUGGCCACAUAAGGGUUAACAUCCAACGCCUUGCUUUUUCUAUAACGAGGAACCUACAAUAUGGCAGUCCUGCACACCGCCUAUUUUAAUUGGUGAAACUUGGCAGCUCGACUACAUUUUUUAAGAUUUUUAUCGGUAUGAUUUAGUUUUUACAAAAAGAAAUAACUGUAGUGUUUCUAUGAUAUCUGAGUUGAGUUAGGUACAGUCAAUGCAUCUUUGAAAAAUCGUAACUACUCUUAUCUAAUCUCAUACAUACGCGGAAUCACCCUGGAAAGCAAUCGUGUUACUUUUCUUGUCAAUACUGAUGCUUGCAGCAUAUCAGAGAUAUGACGCCAUCCACAAAUUACGUAACGCUCUAGGGGGAGGGGGGGAGUAGGACCAAGCGUUACGGUCCAUACAAAAAAUUCAGGAUUUUCAUACAAAAAUGCGUUACGGUGGGGGGAGGGGGGUCAAAAAUUGUAGAUUUUAGCGUUACGUAAUAAAUGGACGCUGCCUAUGACACAUGCAUCAAAGCGGUCUGGUCUACUGCGUUGUAUUUACACGCAAAGAUGAUUCUUCGAAAUACUUGGAGUACAGAAUAUUUUAUUUCGGCAAGGUACUUCUCGAAUUUACAGGGGAGGAAGGAUGCGUGGACGGUGAAGUUACCCAUUUCGCACACUUUCUUCCUAAUGUCUCGUUUAUUUAAUUUAUAUUUUUAAAUUUAUAUUUAAUAAAUCACCCACUGACGACCACCAUUUUCAAAAACAGCAAUCAAACCAAAACUCUUAUGCCUUUUUGAAAUAUACACGACAAAACGAAGCGCGAGGCACAGCUCUUUCAAAGCGGAGGAUCUCAGCCCGGAAAGUGAAGAAAGAAAACCUUGUGGUCACUUAAUACCGUCAAAUAGUUUCUUUUCGGGUUAGAAAAUACGCACAUCUUUUCACCGGAAUAUGCGUCGGAUGACGAUAAUUUUGAAACUUGUCGGAACGAACUUCGCGAGUUAUUUAUUUGGACAUUUUUCUAAAUGUGCGAAACUAAGCUUUACUUGCUGCGUAGAAAACCCGGCUCAAACAUGUACGUGUUAAAACAGCAAAACUCACUGAAUCACUAUACAUUUCUUUAAAUAUUAGUUUCGAAACGAUCGGCCGAAUCAAAAACUAAAGGUGCGAUUAUGAGCAAUCGUAACUAUUUUUAAGAGAAAAUCAAUACAUUUUCGAUAUGCAUGAUCCUAAAAUUGGCGAAGAAGCGAAUUCAUAACAUACUUAAGCAAAGCUUGUCAAUUUAAACCUAUUAUUUUUCUGCGUUUGUAUUGUCACUCUAUCACAAUUCUUUGUCAGACAAUUUGUUGUGUUAUUCGUGUAACGAUCUAUGAUAUUGAUUGGUUGAAAAUUUCAAAUAUUUGAUGCAAACUAAAAUAAAUUCCUACCUAUACAAAACAAGAAAAUCAUUCUCUAGAAACUAUAUACCGGGCAAGAAAUUUAUACUCAUGUUCUUUCGUCUCCUCUUUACGCUACCCAGAGAGCUAAACGCGAGAGAGCGCACGAGCCUACGGAUAGAGACCGUACUUUGCGUGUCUCUAUAUUCUAAGCCCUGCUACGAACCGUACGUAAAAUUUUCGCUUUCGAGCCCUACUUAGCAGCGACCGGUGCGGUUCGCUUCUUUGUUCGGGGCUCUACUUAACGUUAAAACGCUUGAUUGAGCCCAUGAGUGGGCUUGGUCUAAUAAAAAAUAAUUAUCUUUUGAAUGCUCCAAAAAUACAUUCAAAAUUAAAGGUGACCCAUAUUGCCCCGCGGCCGUUUAUAUGGAGAUUAUAUGGAAUGUAUCGCAUAAGAAAAAUGGCUAAAAACCAUUUUAUUUUUUAUUUCCAAUGAGAGUGAAUUUUUUUUAAUCAAUGCCCUAAACUUUUGUAUAUUCAUGCUGGUCAUCUAACAAAAUUAUUAACAUAAUCAAAACAUGAGUAAUGAGCCAGAAAAUGGCACUGACCCAUCUUGCCCCGCGACCCAUCUUGCCCCGCCCCACCCUACAUUAAGAUUUGAAGGUAUACAGUUGAUUAUUCGGGAAAUAAAUAAAUGCUUUCAUUUUAAGUGUCAAAAGUUUCUCAAUUUUCAACCGAUUUUCAAUAUUUUUUUCAAAAAUCUCUUUUAUAUUGAAUUUCGAACAAACUUGUAGAACUUUUUGAGCAUGCCAAAUAUGAGUUUUUUUUAGAUUUCUUUUAUUGUUACUUAUUUUUAUUGAAAAUAUCAACAUUAGGGCUCGAUAACUGUUCAACUGUUUGACCAAUUUCAAAUCUUUUAGCGUGCAUUUGCAGAUGCCUACUUGGAUGCCUACAAAUGUUGUGAAUGUAUAACAUGGACACAUGCACGAUAUAUGCACGUAAACACGUAUUUUACAAUGAAAAUAAGAAUUCCGGUAAAAUUUUGUUUUCAUGCAAAGUUUCAGUCUUAAAACUUAAAAAAAUAUUCUAGAUUAAAAUAUGGAUACCUAAAACUUCAAUGUUUGGGGUGUUCUGAAUUGAAUCUGAUGCAAGGUAUCUAAUUUUCAGCAAAAGCUGCCAAAAAUUGUCCUAUAGGAAACUUAAAACUUAAUUUUACAUGAAAAAACAUGUUUUAGGCAUGCUUUGGCUGUUUUUUGGUGAAAAUUAUCAAUAAUGUGUGACACUUAAAUUAGAAGCACCCUUGGUAUGUUCCGUUUUUUGUCAACACGGUCCGCGAUUUUCAGUUGAUAAAAUCGGAAUACCUAGUGACAAAAUGGAAUAAUUUUCAUUGACAAUAUAUUUUGCAACAUUUCAAUAAGAACUGAAUGUUAUACUCUAAAAACACAUUCCUAAAGUAAAGUCAUGCUGUUUUUUAAUAAAGCUUGAUUGUUCUUUGAUAUGAAACUUUCAGAACGUAUUGGUUACACUGUUCAGAUUACAGGUUUUAUACGACGUCGACAAGACAUUUUUAACACCACAUUUGUGACAACAUUUUUGGGAAUCUAAGAAACCAAAAUUAAUAUAUCUGUCUAUUAUCGUUAAAUUUAAGAGUGACGCAUAUAAUAGUUCCAGUAUCCGAAUCGAUGUUUUCAAAAAUGACACUUCCUGGAAUGAACGGAACGUCCCUCUUCCGAAAGGCAUUUCUACAUGAGUGGGUAUCUUCUGAGAUUCCUCCAACUAUUUCUUCACAGAUUCCUGUAGAAGUUUAUUUUGGGUUACUUUUAUGAAAUCUCAAGGAAUGUUUCUUUGCAAUCACUUUGGAACUUCUCUAGAACUAAGGAUUCCCAAAGAAGUUCCUUCUGGAAUUUCUUUAAGUUAUCUCUUACUAUUCCGCUUACUAUCCAGAUGUUCCUUUUUAUUUUUUUUCUGGAGCUUCAUCUGGAAUUCUUUCAGGGUUUAACCAAGACAUCUGAAUUUCAUCUAAGAAUCUUUCAAAAAUCCUACACACGCUCAGAAAACCGUUCUGAUAAACGUGAACAAACAAACGCAAAUAUGAGAACAAGCAAAUAUACACCGUAAACUGGAACUAGUUCCAGCUGUCAAUAUGGGCGUUCUAGAAACCGUGAUAUCUAGUUCACGGUGUACAUUUCUUAUUGUUGUUAUCGUUGCUAUGCAUAGUUCCCGUUUGUUCCCGUUGCCGUGACUGAGAGUUCACGUAUACCGGAACGGAUUUUUUUUGCGUGCAGGAGUUCCUCUGUUUAUUCAGAAUGUCCUACGAAAAUACCUCUGUAAUCCCUCCAGAAAUGCUUUCUGAUAUUCUUCCAGGAGUUAUUAUAAGGUUGCUCAAGAAUUUCUUUCUUGGAUUCAUUUGAAAGUUUUUCUAUGAUUUCAUCCGAAGCUCUUUAAAAAGUUUCUUUUGUUAUUUUUUCAGGAAAUCCUUCUUGGACUCAUCUAAUAAUUUUUACAUUAGUUUUUUGAAAAAUUCCUGCAGGGGUUCUAUUUGAUACUUGUGUGCAGCAUAAGUUACUUCUGGAAUUUUGAUUUUGAAUACUUCCAAAAAAAAAUACCGGAUUCUGUCUUUCUUCUUGGUAACUUCUCCUGGGUUUCUUACUGCUUUUUCUCCAAGAGUUCCUCCAACAGUAGAACCCUCCUGGAGUUUAUUCUGGGAAUUCUCCAAGAAUUUCUGCCUCAAAUUUUCCAGAAAUAUCUUCUGGAUGGCCUCCUGAUGUUCCUUAUAAAAAUCUCCGGGAAGUUAUUUUGUUUUAAAUCUUCAAGAUUUUUUUGUGGAAAUCCAUCAGAAAUUCCUUGUAGGAAUACAGUAGAAGUUCUUUCGUGAAAUCCUCAAAGAAAUACUCUUGGGAAAUCUUCGGAAUUGAUGGAAUUCCUUUAACAAUUUGUUCUGAAAAUCCACAAUUUCUUUUGGAAACUUUCAAGGGUUCCUGGAAAACCUUUAAAUCGGUAGAGCUUCUGGCAAUAAAUAUGGUGAAAUUUCGAAAAAAAAAUGGCAUUUCGCAAUAUGACGGGAUUCUCGAAGUAAUUCAUGCAUAGUUUGCAGAAGGAACAUUCUGUAGAAUACAAUGGAUAUACGAGAGUUCGACUGUUGGAUCUAUGUUCUAGGUUAGGGAAUUCGGCUUAUCUCGGCUUUUCUUAACUUAAUUAACAAACACGUAUUAUAAUAUUAUAAUACGUGUUUGUUAAUUAAGUGCUUUGUGUCGGAAGUUUUUUGUUCGGAUGUUUGUAUGUUCUGUGACUACUGCUCAGCAACUAGAGCCACCUGACAAAAAAGCUAAAGUUUCUAAUCCUUGAAAAAGAUGUUAAAUAUAUCGAAACGUCGGACAUAGAAACAAAUUAGUUUUUGAUUUGUGGAAAGACUGCUACGCCGCCAACAUAUCAUUGAAAAAAAGGAAUGAUAAGCCGAAUUCCCUAACCUAGAACGUAGAAUACAAUGUUUGUAAGUCAGCUAAGCAUUUAUUUAUGAAAAGUGAACCGCUCAGUAGCUCAAGAUUAGAAAUACGUUUAAAAAAGUUUGCAAAUCGAUCAACUACUUCUCAAGACAUCGUGAUCACCGUAACGGCACUUUUUUAAAAACGUAAUUUCGAGAUAGCAUAACAAAGAAGAGAAGAUAAACCUCUGCUGUCGCUAUAUAUUCCAUAAAAAUGUUGAAUGCUAUAGUAGAUGUUAUUAUGAUUGAAGUUGAACAUUGUUGCACUGUCUAGAUCACUCUAAUGCCCUAUUUUGCCCCAUACUACUUAUCAAUUAUGUAAAAUUUGUUUUUUUUUUUUUAAAUAGAUUUUCAAGCUGUUUUCGAUGUUUCCAUGCUAACCAUAGGAAUCAUGAGGCAAAUACUGUUGAAAACGACAUAAAAUUGAUUUUCAUCAUGGAUGGUGCUCAGGCUGUGGCCUAUUUUGCCCCAAUUCUUCCCAAUUUUAUGUUUCGGUACAAAAUUUGACCAAAAAGCAUGUGCACAUCGCCACUGAAGAUCUGCCAUGAGAUCUGCGUUAAUGAAAAACUUUCAAUAUUUUAGAAAAGAUAAUUCACAGAUCGGGUGGAUCAUUUUCUUGUUGCCCAGAUCACAACAAUGUACUAUUUUGCCCCAUAUUACUUAAAAGCUAUGCUCUUUUUUAUAAGUUUUCAAGCUAUUUUAGAUGUUUCCAUGUAAAUUACAGCAAUCACGCUUAGGAAACAAGAUGAAAUUGAUUUACACCAUAGAAAAGCACGAGAUGUGCUCUGUUUUGCCCCAAUUGGGUUUUUAAAUUAAGAAAAAUUCAAUGAUUUUUUUUAUUUUUGAACAAAAGAGCACCUUUUUCUGAGCCGCUAUGAUUUUUUUCAGAUUUUUAGAACUUUAUUUUGGUAUCUAAAAUCAAUUUCAAAGAGAUUUUUCGAAAUCGCCUUUCGAUAGCUGGGCAACUGCUUGACAGCUCCGCUCAGCACAAAAUGCGACAAAUCGCUCCCAUACAAAUUUCAGAUUGAUUCUUAAAUAGGUUCCCGGGCACCAAAAUUGAUGAAAAUUUGGAUUUCGGCUCAGUUUGGCAUGCAGAUUUAGAAUAUGGAAUUAUCGCAACACCACUAAAGAAGCCAAUUCGCCUUUAUUUUCAUGUUUUUGUGUAAAACUUGACCAGAAAGCAUAUGAAGAUCUCCGCUGAUGAUCUACAUCCAUUUUCAGCAAAAAAAAAAAUAACAAAGAUAAUUUACAACGAGGGUGGAAUAUUUUCAUGUUGCCCAUAUCACGCUGAUGUACCAUUUUGCUCCAUUUUCCUUGAAUACUAUGAAAAAUUUGCUUUUCCAUAGGUUUUCAAUCUGUUUUCGAUGUUUCCAUAUAAAUCAUAGCCAUCACGAUGCAAAUACUCUUAAGAAACGAAAUAAAAUUGAGUCCACCAUGAAUGAGCACGGGAUGUGACCUAUUUUGCCCCAUUCUCCCUAAUUUCCGUGUUUCGGUGCAAAAUUUGACCAAAAAGCAUAUGGAGAACUCUGCUGAUGAUCAUGAAAAACAUCCAUGAAAAACUUCAAUAUUUCAACAAAGAUGAUCCACAACGAGGGUGGGAUAUUUUCAUGUUGCUCAUAUCACGAUAAUGUCCCAUUUUGCCCCAUAUUCAUUAAAAAGUUUAAGAAUUAGUUUUUUUCAUGAGUUUUCAAGCUGUGUUUGAAGUUUCUAUGCAAAUUAUAGUAAUCAUGACUCUAAAGAAACAAGAUAGAGUUCCACCAUAACAGAGCACGGAAUGUGACCUAAAUUGCUCCAAUUGAGUUUUUAAAUUAAGAAAAAUGUAUUGAUUUUUUGAUUUUAUACAAAACAGCACCUUUUUCUGAACCACCAUGAUUUUUUUCAGAUUUUUAGAACUUCAUUUUGAUACCUAAAAUCGCUUUCGAACAGAUUUUUCGAAAUCACCUUUUGACAGCUGGCCAACUGCUUGACAGCUCCGCUCAGUACAAAAUGCGACAAGGGGUGAUUCGACAAAUCGCUCCCAUACAAACUUCAAACUGAUUUUUAAAUAGGUUCCCCCAAUUUAAAUAGGUUCACCCCAAUUUUCAUGUUUCGGUGCACAAUUUGAGCAUAUGAAUAUGAAGGCACCUGCUAAUGAUUUACAUCACUGGAUUGAAAUUUUGCUGUCAAUUAAAAUUCUGAAUUUUGAAAAAUUUAUUGAUUUUUUAAUUUAAUAUAAAAGAGCCCUUUUUUCGUUUUUCUCAGAUUUUUAGAUCUUUAUUUUGAUACUUUCAAUCAAUUUCAAAGAGAUUUUCUAAAAACACCAUCUGACAGCCGGACAACUGCUUAACAGCUCCACCCAGUACAAAAUCCGGCGAGGGGUGAUUCAACAAAUUUCUCCCAUACAAACUUCAAAUUGAUUUUUAAAUAGGUUCCCGGGCACCAAAAUUCAUGAAAAUUUGAAUUUCGGCUCAGUUUGGCCGAAGAAGCCAAUUAGAUAAUCUGGAAGAUUUUUUUUUUUAUUCUAAGACAACUGAAAAAUGUCUGACCACAGUCUCGUCUGGACAGAAUAGAUGGAAGAGGAGAAAGAACUCCGAAGAAAAUUGUAGCGGAUUUCAAGAUUUAAUUCAACGCAGAAUUUUAGACCGAAAACCUGCACGAAUUGUUGAUGGAGUUUAUUUUCAACUUGAAACCGUGAAGGAAUUUUGAAAAUUGCUUAACAAAUUUGUAUAGGUAAUUCGUCAAACAGUUUCUGGAAAUUUUGCUGAAGUCGCCUUACCGAAGUAGUCUUGCAAGCUUUUUAAAUUUCUGAUUUUUUUAUUGUUUGGGAUUCUACUAAUAAAUACUAAAAGUAGUUUUGGCUUCAUUUCUAUAUUUUUUCCGCAAAGUAUGGAAACUAAACUAUAUUUUAACAUAUUGAUGACAUUCUUUGGUCUUCUCGUUAUUUUAGUACAAAUAGUUUUUCUCAGGUAGUGCCAUAAUAGGUACAGGCACCCUAUUAAGUUUUGGCAAACUUCGUUUUGAGAGAAAUUGUAAGUAAUUUAAAAAAUCCUGACAAAAUUAACGAAAAAAGAAACGUUGAUUUUUUUUAAAGUAUUUUUGAAGAAUAAUUACAAAUUAUUCUUAGAGGAGCAAUUUUAGCAAUUGGAUGUUUUCGUUCGCUUUUUUCUCUUCGUCAUGAGUUAUUUUCUAAAAUCUAUUGAAACAAAACUGGCCUUGAAUAUGCAUGUUUAGCAAAACGCUUGGAAAUUACGACUGAUGAUUAAACAAUGUAACUGAUCAACGGUAGAAAAAUGGUAACCCUACUUCAGCGAGUAUUAUUUACUAACUAUUUUUAAGUUCAACAAAAAAAGACUCUCAAACACACACCUACGGCAGCGAAAUGCGUUUGGAGUCAACUACGUACUGAAUGUUAUAUGUUUAGCGUAUAGUAAUUAGGGAAAGUCAGUUUUAGCCAAUUUUAUUAGCAGUAGUAUCCGUUCCGUGUAAAUAAAUGUGCUGUGCAUGUCCAUAUGUUUCAGUGUCUCCGUCCAAUUUUCGUUUUAAGUGUACCGUGUCAACGUGAUUCCCUGUUCUGUUGUCCACGUUCAAUUAAGUUUUAUUCUCUAGUUUUUUUUUUAGUUAGUUGAUUCACGUCUUAUUCAAUUUUGUUCUACUUAGCUCCUAGGUACUUAUUUCACACUUAUGUGUUCUUUCGCUUUCGCAUGAAUCAAAGCAGAACAAAUUUAGGCCAAUCCGUGCAAAUAUUCUUGUUAAGCCCACUUUGCGUUAGAAUUGUGUACAUAUUCGUUUAUGGUUGUCUUCCAUUUCAAUACAUUCCCGAGCAACUUCAGCUUACACUUUCAUUUACUCCUAAGCUGUCCAUUUGUUUCAUUAGACUAACUUACUUCGUUUAUCAUUUAGGUUUAUAAUGAAAAGCAUUUAAAAGAACAUACUGUACAUAUAGUGAUGACUAUUUUCGAUUGAUUACCAUUUAAGUAUUAAUGAUCAUAAGUUUCGCUGCACAAUUAUUUGUGAGAUAGCUACGAAAGUAAUUAUUUUUUAAGAGAUUUAAUGAUAAUGUAGUAUUUACAAUCGAUGAAUAUUGAAAUAAAGUGCUCUUUUAUA
Molecule: messenger RNA, 15602 nt
Organism: Aedes albopictus (Asian tiger mosquito)
Lineage: Eukaryota; Metazoa; Arthropoda; Insecta; Diptera; Culicidae
Gene: Gli
Product: cholinesterase
Exons: 8
Coding region: 1434-4415 (993 amino acids)
Cellular component (GO): septate junction; plasma membrane; cell surface
Source: RefSeq, a predicted model, not a curated record